UUCACGUUGUACUGGAGAAUUUAAAAAGACUCUUAAUCGUCAGCUACAGUGCCCAUUCAGCGUCGCCGUGUAUAUGCAAAGUUAUCACCUUGCUAAUAAUUCUAAUGCAUAUCUGCUCGUUUUGAACAUUGACCGAUAAGGGUCGUUGGCUUGCUGUGACAUAAGAGCACUCGUAAUUCGAUUGGAUUCCGCUAGUAAAAUAUUGAGGUCUCUCCUCCUGCUCGACAGGAAGUUGCUUCGUGUGACACGGAGGCGGCCCGCUGCAGAGAGGAAAGGGGAGAAACUUAUCGCUGUGCAAGGAGAAAACCUCUCUUCUAAAAUAACGUUACCUGUCUAAAACAUUUUUAUCAGACGCCCUUGUAGAACAGUCGGUAACCGUCCUCUGAGACAUGGGAAACCGGGUCGGCCGUGAUGAUUAUGAAUGGGUUUAUACGGACCAGCCGCAUGCCGACAGGAGGAAAGAGAUCCUAGCCAAAUACCCGGAGAUCAAGUCUUUGAUGGGUCCUGACCCGAGGCUGAAAUGGAUUGUGUGUAUGAUGGUGGCUAUCCAGUUUCUAGCAUUCUUCCUGGUCAAAGACUUGGACUGGAAAUGGGUUUUGUUCUGGACUUACGCCUUUGGAAGCUGUAUCAACCACUCAAUGACCCUUGCCAUUCAUGAGAUCUCCCACAACACAGCCUUUGGCAACAACAAGGCCAUGUGGAACCGCUAUUUUGCCAUGUUUGCCAACCUGCCCAUUGGUCUGCCCUACUCGGCCUCCUUCAAGCGCUACCACCUGGACCACCACCGUUACCUGGGUGGAGACGGUGUGGAUGUAGACAUCCCCACUGAGUUUGAAGGGUGGUUCUUCUGCACACGCUUUCGCAAAUUCAUCUGGAUCAUUCUACAGCCGCUGUUUUAUGCCAUUCGGCCACUCUGCAUCAACCCCAAGCCAAUCACUCAGCUGGAGAUGGCUAAUGUUGCCAUCCAGUUCUCCUUCAACAUUUUCCUGUACUGGCUGUGGGGUGCCAAGCCUGUGGUCUACAUGCUGGCUGGCUCCAUGCUAGGAAUGGGCCUGCACCCCAUUUCCGGCCACUUCAUUGCUGAGCACUAUAUGUUCCUCAAGGGCCACGAGACCUACUCCUACUAUGGUUCCCUCAACCUUCUUACCUUCAAUGUUGGCUAUCACAACGAACACCAUGACUUCCCUAGCAUCCCAGGACGCAGGCUACCCAUGGUGAAGAAGAUUGCAGCAGAGUACUAUGAUGAUCUGCCACAUUACACUUCAUGGGUGAAGGUCCUCUAUGACUUCAUCAUGGAUGACACAAUCAGCCCGUACUCCCGUGUCAAGAGGAAGUUAAAGGGAGACGUCAAGCAGGAAUAACUCUGCACUGUCUUACGCUGAGCUUCUCUGGAGCCAAGCUGCACCACGCAACCUGACACCAGCCCCAUCUUAACGUCCUAGGAACUUAACAGCUUUUGCAUAUUAAUGAAUCCAAUUUGUGAAAUGGGGUGUGUGGCAUGAGUCAACAAGUUGAGAAUUGUGCUCUCCCUCACUAAGUGCAAAUUGUUCUAAGGUUUCAGCUAAUGUGUUGUUUUUUCAAAGUGAGAGAAACAGCUAAUGCUCUUACUGUUCACAUAAUUUCUCUGUCUUCAAUUCUUUUUGUUCCAGCCACAACCACAUUGUGGUUUCACUGUUACAUUUUAUUCAGUUUUAGAUGGGAAUUACAUUGGGUGCCUAAUAUGUAACAUGUUAAAAAGUUAACCUUUUAGUAUGACUUUUUUCAACUGUUAAACAGAUAGGUCACCUAUUUUGAAAAAUUUGUUAUUUCACUUCCCCCCAGCUGUUCUGUAGCACAGUAGUAGUGCUACUUUUCUCUCAGUGUUACUGAGUGCUGGAUGCUGGCUGGAUGCUCCAAAUGCUAACUGUUAGCCUCCUGCCACUGAGCUGGACUUCCCCCCAGCUAACAUUUUGGCCAAGAACCACAUUAAUCCACUUAAAUGAACAAAGUUUGAGUUUGAUUAUUUAGCAUAAUUUUUUACAGCCCCAAAUGAUACAAACAAAAAGCAUGACUGGAAAUGAUGAUGAUGAUGAUGAUGAUGAUGAUGAUGAUGAUAAUGAUAAUAAUGUUUUUUUUUUUGUUUUUUUUGUUUUUUUUAAAUCAGAGGUAGAACUAUUUGUCUAUAGUUAAAAUAGUGGCUGGCAGGUGCCUGAAAGGUUCAUGAAAUGUGUGUGUGACGGAGGGAAGCAGAGCUAGCCACAGAGUAGCUGGAAAACAAACCACAGCAAAAUCAAGCAGUCUACUUGUGUGUGUGUGUGUGUGUGUGUGUGUGUGUGUGGUGGCGACUGCUCCUCUGGUGCAGAGUGAUACAGUAAGUGCACAAGCUACCAGAUCUCUCUGAAAAAAAGACAGAUAUAAACUGUCACAUGAGAAAAAUAUUGUAUAUGCAGUUUAGUUAGAACAACACUUUUGUUAACUUGAGUGCCUUAAGGUGGUUAUUUUUAAGAAUGUUAGCUGGGGGUGGAAGUCGUGGUACCACUGCUGUCCUACAUGAUGGCUGAGGGUGGUCGGGGAUAAUAUCACAUUUUUCAAAAUGUGUGGACUAUCACAUGCUGCACAUGUUCCAUCAUUAUUCAUCACCUCAUUUCAUGGCAGCACCUAUGAGACCUGGUAUAAUGCUUCCACAGCAGUUGUGGUUGUACCAUUUAGAUAAAUCAAAAUUAACUUCAGUUUGUAGAUUCUUUGGUAAAUAUAAGUCCAUCACUUAUUAUUAUCUACAAGCUAUAUUAUAUUCUUAAUUCCAUAUAGGUGUUCUCACCACAAGUUCUGAUUUUACUCAAUUUUAUUAGUUGUAUAGCCCAAUAAUACUACUUCAUGCAGUCAGAAGCACUGAGCUUUAAUGUUUUGUUGUUCACUUGCUCUUUUAAGGUUAUGAGGUUAUGUAUAGACUGGUGCGGUGGGAAGAGAAAGUGUCUUUCAUUUAUGUAGUAAUGCCAUAUCAAACAUGAUUCUCAGUGUAUUUUGCGUUUAAGCUUUAGUGAGUCGACCAAAUAAGGCCUUGUUAAAUGCAAGCAACACACAGCUAUUUUGUCAGACACAGGUAGGAAUGAUCAUUAUUCCUGAAAUGUAGCAGUAUCUUGAUGGUCUGUACUUCCUUUGGAGCAUUUCUACUUGUUUCUAGCAAAGUAGUGCUAUUCCAUUUAAAAAGCUUGGAGGGUUAACAUUGAAAAUUUGUCAGUUUCUUCCAACUCUGGAACUAUAUACUCUUGCUAAUAGCCAAUGUAAACAAAGAAACCAAAGGUCAAUUUAAAAAAA
Messenger RNA from Myripristis murdjan (pinecone soldierfish), 3294 nucleotides. RefSeq names its product delta(4)-desaturase, sphingolipid 1 (gene degs1). The record is from RefSeq and is a predicted model, not a curated record. The coding region runs from base 390 to 1361 and encodes 323 amino acids. Gene Ontology annotation, cellular component: membrane. Lineage: Eukaryota; Metazoa; Chordata; Actinopteri; Holocentriformes; Holocentridae. Gene Ontology annotation, molecular function: sphingolipid delta-4 desaturase activity. The transcript has 3 exons. Gene Ontology annotation, biological process: ceramide biosynthetic process.